UUCACUCCAAUUCACUCCAAUUCACUUCAGCCCAGUUCACUCCAAUUCACUUCAGCCCAGUUCAAUUCAGCCUAGCUCAAUCCAGCCCAGUUCAAUUCAGCCUAGCUCAAUCCAGCCCAGUUCAUUUCAUUUCAGCCCAGUUCAAUUCACCACAUGCUCGGCGCGCCCUCCCGCCCCCUGCGCCGCGCCUUCUCCGCCUACACCACGUCCGCGCCCGCGUCCUCCCUCAAGUCGCACUACGACGAGACGCUGGUCUACAAGUAUGCGUCGCAGAAAAUCAACCCCGUCAGCAUCGGCCAGCUGCUCAAGCACCGGCGGCUGCCGCUGUCGCGCGCCAACAUCCUGGACUCCGCCGCGUACACCCAGGCCGAGCUGCCAGUGCGGCUGGCCAAGCGCGUCAUCUCGUUCCACAACCUGCCGUUCAUCGUCGGCACCAACCCACACAUUGCGCGCGUCUACGCCCAGUACUACGAGGCCUUUGACCGCCUGCACGCCUUUGCGCCCAUUGCCGACCCAGACGCCGAGUGGGAGUUUACGCGUGCGCUGGAGCGCCAGACCCAUGUGCUGGCCGACGUUAUCCCGACCAUCGCGCAGGGCUUCCUCGAGUGCAAGCAGUAUAUGGCGCGCGAGGCCCGCACGGCCUUCAUCAGCGACCUGAUCCGCUCGCGCAUCGGCCUGCGCGUCAUCGGCGAGCACCACGUCGCAUUAUCAUAUCAGUUCCGCGCCGACCACGAGCUGCAGAAGAAAAGGAAGCCCACAGACAAUAAGAACGACGACGACGACGACGACGACGACCGUCACUGGGUCGGCGCCAUCCAUACGCGCCUGCUGCCUGCGCGCAUGAUGGACCAGUGUGCGCGCAUGGUGCAGAACAUGUGCGACAUCCACUACGGCACUGCCCCGGCCUUUGUCAUCGACGGCGACACCCACGAGGCCUUCAGCUACAUUCCGUCGCACUUUGAGUACAUCACGUGCGAGCUGCUUAAGAACGCCUUCCGCGCCACCGUCGACUUUUCCGCACAGACCCAGCGCUCGGCCCACCCGCCCAUCCAGAUUACAAUCACAAAGGGCGCCGGAUACAUUGGCGUGCGCAUCCGCGACCAAGGCGGGGGAAUAUCAAAGGACAACCUGCGCAAUAUCUUUGAGUACUCGUGGUCAUCCAUGCAGUCUGCCGACGACGAGGACUCGUCCUCAUCCUCGUCCUCGUCCUCUUCUGUCAUGUCUAUGCAGGCAAAUAUUGCCCUGCAGCAGGGCGUUGGCGGCCCCAUUGCUGGACUUGGCUUUGGUCUGCCCAUGGCGCGCCUCUAUGCGACCUACUUUGGUGGAUCACUCGAUAUUGUUUCCAUGGAGAGGUUCGGCUGCGACGUCUUCCUCAAGCUGCGCAGCAUCGAGGGAAGCGCAGUGGACAAGAAGAUCUGACAAAAUUAUUUGACCUACCUGUACAUCCUUUUUAAAUAUAUGUAGCCUUCUGAAAUUAGUGGACUGCGCACGUGCAUAACAAUCAGAGUAAUGAUGAAAAUUUCUUAUUCCAACUUAUUUAUAUGCCAAGCA
Messenger RNA from Kickxella alabastrina, 1551 nucleotides. RefSeq names its product branched-chain alpha-ketoacid dehydrogenase kinase. Gene Ontology annotation, molecular function: pyruvate dehydrogenase (acetyl-transferring) kinase activity. The transcript has 2 exons. Gene Ontology annotation, biological process: protein phosphorylation; regulation of glucose metabolic process. The coding region runs from base 154 to 1419 and encodes 421 amino acids. Gene Ontology annotation, cellular component: mitochondrion. The record is from RefSeq and is a predicted model, not a curated record. Lineage: Eukaryota; Fungi; Kickxellomycota; Kickxellomycetes; Kickxellales; Kickxellaceae.